This is a messenger RNA of Nanorana parkeri, 1055 nucleotides long. RefSeq names its product solute carrier family 2, facilitated glucose transporter member 9-like. The record is from RefSeq and is a predicted model, not a curated record. The annotation marks the transcript as partial. Gene Ontology annotation, biological process: monosaccharide transmembrane transport. NCBI's taxonomy places the organism in Eukaryota, Metazoa, Chordata, Amphibia, Anura, Dicroglossidae. The transcript is spliced from 6 exons. Gene Ontology annotation, cellular component: membrane. Gene Ontology annotation, molecular function: hexose transmembrane transporter activity.
CUCUUAGGUGUUUCCGUGGAGAACAUGACAUCCAAGAUGUAAUUGAGGAGAUGCAGGAGGAGCAGCAAUCUUUGUCGUCUGUGGAGGUGGUUUCUGUCUUCCAGCUUUUAAUGGACCGGACCUUAUUCUGGCAGACUUUGUCUGUUGUUGUGAUCAAUAUGGGUAUGCAGCUGUCUGGAAUAGAUGCUAUUUGGUUCUACACCAACUCAAUAUUUGAGAAUGCUGGUGUCCCUUUAGUUGAGAUCCCAUACACAACAGUGGGGACUGGUGCUAUAGAGAUAUUUGCUGGUCUGAUUGGGUGUUUCACAGUGGAGAAGCUGGGCAGACGGCCUCUUAUCAUCGGUGGAUUUAGUUUCAUGGGAUUUUGUUGUGCUGGUAUAACUAUGGCUUUAGUAUUUCAGGCAAGAGUCGCUUGGAUGCGAUAUGUUAGUGUGGUUUGUGUCAUUGGAAUUAUAGCCGGUUUCUGCAUAGGUCCAGCUGGACUUCCAUUUAUAAUGACAGGAGAGCUCUUCAAGCAAUCUCAUCGCCCAGCAGCAUACAUUGUUGGAGGAACUCUGAACUGGUUGUCCAACUUCACAAUUGGUUUUGUGUUCCCCUUCCUUCAGAGGUCAGCUGGACCCUUCUGUUACCUGGUAUUUUGUGGGGUCUGUCUGUUUGUAGCUGUAUAUGUUUAUUUUGUGAUCCCAGAAACAAAGAAUAAAACCUUUAUGGAAAUAAGUGAAAUGUUCUCCUCUGGAAAACCCCUAUCUACACCUGUGGCUGUGGACAACGUGAAGCUGAAGAAGAUAAAUGGCUAUGGAGCAUUAGAAAGCAGUUCUCUGGAAUUUUCAGUAUCUUGAAAGAGACUGACCUAUGGACUUGGAAGACAUCGUUAAACUCACACCAAGUGUGGCCUCCGAAGGAUGAGAAAGUUGGAAAUAUCUGUAUUGUUCAUGAACUGACAAAUGUCCAUCUUGGGCUUUCUUUCAAUAAGAAAUAUGGUAAUAUUUGUAUAUAAAUACUUAAUACCUUGAAAAUGUGGCUAAAAUAAAUCAUGAUGCCCUUGACAUUAAUAA